CAAAUAAGUGCAUCAAACGAGUUUGUUAAGUGCUGUAAUUCUGGUGUAAUGGAGUAGAUUCCUUCUAAUCAGUUUCCCCAGUAGGACAGCUUUGAAGAUAGUUACUGAUUCACGCUUCAAAGCCGGCUUCGAUUAUUUUAAUUUUAGUAAAGUCCGUAGAUCACAACUAUGAUGGAGCAGGAAUCUGGCCAAGAUGCAGCCGUAGUGGCUACAGCACAAGGAACAGGAAAAUCUAAGUUGGAUAACCUGUCAAAAGAUGACCUAGUGAAGUUUGCAAAGAAACAAAUGAUGCUACUUCAGAAAGCAAAAUUGAAAUCUGCAGAGUUGGAAAAAGAAAUUGAGGAACUUAAGAGAAAGUCAAGCUCUGAAUCAAACGAUGCUUUAAUUCAGGAGUUAACAGAAAGAUUUGAUGCAGUACUUCUGGAAAAGGCAGAAUGCCAACAGAGUCUCUCUUCUCUCAAAAAAGAGAAUGAAAAGACAAAGAAGGAGUCAGAGGAUGCAGUUAUGAAAAUCACAGAAUUACAGAAACAGUUGGACGACUGCCAAAACAACCACCUCAAAGAGGCACAGUCACUCAGCAAGGAAUUGGAGUUCACAUAUUCCAAACACAAGGAAGAAGUAGCAGAGUUUGAAAGAGUUGUGCACAGAUAUGAAGAAGAAAAAAGAAAUUUAGUAGCUGAGCUUGAGCAACAAAAGAGCCAUCAAGAUAUUGAACAGAGGCAUCAGGAAGAAGAAAAACAACUGAAGGAACAUAUUUUACAGCUGAAAAAGAAGUUUGAGGAUUUUGCCGAGGAAAAAGAGCUAGAAAUUAAGAGACUACAAGAAAUUAAUGAAUCUGCUUUAGCUGACUCACAGAAUGAAGCUCGGAGAUUUUGUGAAGAGCUAAAUAAAAUGAAGUCUGCACAUCUAGAAGAGGUGUCAAGACUGACAAAUCAGAUUGACAUCCUUACUGUGGAAUGUGAAAAAGAGCGGAAUGAGCAUGAUCAGCUGAUUCAGCACUUUAAGGAAGAACAGCUAACAAGUGAAAAACAGCUUCAGGAUGAUUUACAAGAUGCUAAAGAAAAAUAUGAACAGGAGUUAGUCAAGCUUAAAGAGCAGCUGAGAGAGUCUGAAGGAAAAAAAGCCAAAUGCGUUCAAGUUCAGUUAAAUAAAUCUGUGUCAGGUGGAAAAAAGGGGACUCGCAUUGAUAGUGCUUUCAAGGAAUUAGAAUCUCAGCAUAAAAUGCUAAAAGAUGAGCUCAAGUUUUUGAAUAAUGUUAAGGUAAACCUAGAGCAGGAAGUGCAGCAGAUGAAGGCUGAACUUUUUCGUGAGCGAGAAGUACUGGAGUUUAAGAUCAAGGAGAUGGAGCAAAUUAAGGCAGAUUUCUUUCAUGAACGAGAAGAGUUAGAAUUUAAAAUCAAUGAAUUACAGCUAUCAAAAGAGGAUUAUGUCACUUUGUUGGCCAAAAUGAAAGCAGAACUCCAAAGUACUGCUGAGCAAUAUGAGAUGACAGUAAGUCAACAUUCACAAGAACUGCAGCUUUUGAAACAAAGCCAUAAAGAGGAGAUUGCAGCACUAAGAAAAAGCUUACUGCAAGUUUCUGAAAAAGAGAAGCAAGAGACUUCUUUAGAAAUAGAUGUGCUAAAACAGCAGUGUGAGAAGCUUUUGCAAGAGAAGGAAGAAGCAGUGUCUAAUUAUGAGAGUAUAAGAGUAACAUUAGAAACCCUAGAGGCUGAACUUAAUGUGUCUGCAGAAAAUAUCAAGCAUGAGUUUAGAAUCAUGAAAGAGCAGCAAGCUUCAGAAAUCUUUGAAAUGCAACAAAAAUUGAGAUCUGCUUUAAAAGAAAAGGACAAUCUGCUUGAGACUGUAAGUAAAUUGCAUGCAGAAGCAGAGCAGGCAGCAUUUCGAGAGGAUCAACUUAUAGAGCUCAAACAAACAGUAAAGGAAUUGCAAGAAAAGAAUAAUGAAAUGAAAAAUUCAGUUAAUCAGAAAAAUGCUGCCUUAAGAGAUAUGGAGGAGAAGAUUACUCUGCAUUGUGCUGAAAGGGAUGAUGCCUUAGCUAAAUUAAAUGAGUCUGAUGAGAGUAUUAGUAAACUAAGAGAGCUAUACGAGAACGAGAAAGCAAAUAGUGCUGAACUUCUUCAACAGAUAGAAAAGCUUAAUAAGAUUAAUACUGAACUGAAAGAAACACUGAUCCAGUCUUCUGAAGUUCAGCAGUCCAUUGCAGAAGAUAAUUUUAAUGUCCAGAAAAUGGAGGAACUGCAAAGUAAUUUGAAUCUUGCUUUGUGUGACCGAGAAAAACUAUCCUCUGAAAUAAACAUUUUACAUGAAAAAAUGUCAGAACUCCAUGAAAGAAAUGCUAAGAUACAAAAAGACGUAAUAGUGACACAGUGUGACAGUGAAAGUAUGGAUGCUGUCAGAGAAAAGCUGGAUAGUCUAGAAUGUGAAAUGCAGUCUAUAUCUGAAGAAAGGGAUAAUACAAGAAAACUAGUUGAAGACCAACAACAGAAAAUGUCAGAUUUCAAGACUCAUAUUUGUGCUGUUCUUAGACAGGAAGGCUAUGUAUCUGCAGACGUUGCUGCUGGAGAAACCUUAGAAGAUGUUAUUGAGAUCUUGAAGGCCUCUUUAUCAAAAUGUAAUAGCAAUACUAUUGAACUGAAGCAAAGACUGGCUUAUUUAUCUGAACAAAUUCUUGAAGCUGCUACAGAGAAAGAUCAGAGUUGUCAAAAACUAGAUGCCCUACAGAUUAAACUGGAUAUUUCUUUGCAUGAAAAAAAAGAUUUGUUCUGUAAAUUAAAGAUUUUGUAUGAAGAAAUAUUGCAGUUUCGUAAACAAAUUUUCAGUCUUCAGGAGGACAUGAAGAUCAUGCAAUCUGAAUGUCAGAGGCUGGUUGUUGAUAUCAUAGCAAAAGUAGCAGAUAUGGAAAGGAAUUUACAGGAUGAUUUUGAAGAAAAGGAAAGUACAAGGAAACAGGUUAAUGGGCUGCAGCAAAAAAUGUUUCUUAUCCAAACUCAGCUGUGUGGUAUUCUAGAACUUGAAGGAUUUAUGCCUACAGAGGAAGCUGCUAGUCAGUCCCUAGAAAGUGUUCUUGAGACCGUGAAAACAUCAUUAGUAAAAUUAAGGAAGGAAAUUCAGAGUAUCUCAAUGACCACUGAUAAAAGAGUUUUACAACUUCAGGAGGAAGUUGAACAGCUGCAGAAGGAAAAUGCCAAUCAGCAUGUUGAACGUGAUUCUGUAAUAGAUGAACUGAAGAGAGAGAGGGAUCUACUGAAAGUUAGGUUGGAAGAACUUUUGGUAGAAAAGGAGGCCUUGCAAACAAACUUACUAGAAAUGAAAAGCAGUAAUGAGAAAACACAGCUUUUGAACCAAGAAUUGCUUGUCCGUAUUGAUGACAUUUCAAAAGAUCUUGACUGUGCUAUUAAAAAAAGUGAAGAGUCUACAAAGUAUGCAGAUGAAAUUAAGGAAGAAUGCCAUAAUCUUGAAGACAUUCUAAAGCAGAGAGAAUCUGAUCUUUCAGAUUUGACAGCUGAACUUGAUAAGUUAAAGGACCUUUUAAAAAAAUCAUCUGUUGAAGAACAUGCACAACAAAGCACUGUGACCGAGCUUAAUGACAGAAUUGCAAACCUAGAAAAAGAAUCUAUUUCAAAGGAUGAAAAGAUGAACAAGAUAAAAGCUGUUGCCUUAAAAACAAGGAAGGAACUGGAUACUAGUAGAAAAGAGGUGCAAUCCCUAACAGAAGAAUUGGAAGCUGUAAAGUCAGAGAGAGAUCGUAUUUCCAUGUCCCUGAAGGAGCUCAUACAAGGAGCAGAAAGCUAUAAGAAUCUGCUAAUGGAAUAUGACAAGCAAGCAGAACAGCUAGACAUGGAGAAGAAGAGAGCACACAGUGCAGAGCGUCAGGUAGAAGAUGUCACAAAGCAUUUGCAGUCAGCUAUUCAGCAGCAAGAUGAACUGACUUCUUGUAAUGAAGACCUCUUGGCUCGUAUUGAGACUACUCAGUCCAACCUUAAGCAAGUAGAGGCACAGCUUUUGGAAACUCAGAAGGCUAAAGUUGCAGUAGAGAAGAAACUGGAAGCAGAAAAACUAAUGAAGGAACAGAAGAUGAAGGAUCACAGCACUGCUCUAAAGGAGGUUGAACAGCUGCAGAAGCAACUUCAGAAGGAAAAGACAGAGCACCAGCAAACAACACAAGAACUUGAACUUGUCAAAAAGGAUGCUCAAAAAAGCACACUGAUGGAUAUGGAAAUGGCAGACUAUGAACGCCUGGUUAAGGAACUGAACCAGAAAGUAGCAGAAAAAGAUGGGAAAAUUGUUGAGCUUGUUGAAGAGCUUAAGAUACAGAAACAAAAGCAAACAACCUUGCAAGAAGAAGUCUCUUCUCUUCAAUCAUCUCUAGAGCAGUCAGAGGAACGCAGUGCUAAAAUGAAACAACUACUGGUAAAAGCCAAGAAGGAGCUUGCUGAUUCCAAGAAAGCAGAGGCAGAUCAGUUAGUUCAGCAGGCAUCACUGAAGGGAGAGCUGGAAGCCAGUCAGCAGCUUAUGGAAGACUGUAAGAUUAAGCUAGCAGAUGUGACUGCAGAGAAACACCGACUUCAGGAGCAGAUGAAAUCUUAUACAGAGCAGCACCAGCGAACAGGGAGUGCUCUUCAACAAAAAAUCUCAGCACUUCAGGAGGAAUGCAGUACAGUAAAGGCAGAGCAAGCAUCAACAGCUGCAGAAUUUGAGAGCUACAAAGUUCGAGUGCAUAAUGUUUUAAAACAGCAGAAGAACAAGUCUUCUCAAAGUGAAAAUGAUGCUUCUAAACAAGAAAGAGAACACUUGGAAAUACUGAUGGAUCAGCUAAGAAACAAGUUGCAGGAGACCCAAAAUAAUCUGCAACUAAAUGCUUCAGAGCUUCAAGUUUUACAGUGUGAACAUGAUACCUUGCUGGAACGUCAUAACAAGAUGCUUCAAGAGACUGUAACAAAAGAAGCAGAACUCAGAGAAAAGCUCUGCACAAUACAAUCAGAAAACAUGGUGCUGAAGUCUGAGCAUGCUCAGACAGUAAGCCAGCUCACAGCCCAGAAUGAAGCUCUUCGUAAUAAUUUCCGUGACCAAGUAAGGCAGCUGCAGGAAGAUCACAGGAAAACUGUAGAGACACUGCAGCAACAGUUGUCUAAGGUUGAGACACAACUUUUCCAGCUUCAGCAGGAGUCAUCUGCCGCAAGUCCUGCUGCUUCCAGUCAGCCAUUGAAGACACUGCGAGAACGAAGGACUGUUGAUGUUUCUCAAUUUGACAUGAACUCUCUAGCCAGAGAAGAAGGGGAAGGAAUGGAAACAACAGAGACAGAAUCUGUUUCUUCUACCAGUACACAAGUGUUAUCAUUAGAACAACUCCUCAACUCUUCUGAUUUGAAGCUUGAGCCUCCUCAGUGGCAACCAGAGCCUACGAAAGAAGAACUUGCACAGAAGCUAAGUAUAACUGCCAAGAGUAUUGAUCAUCUAAAUGGACUUCUCCGUGAAAAUGAGGCAACAAAUGCAGCUCUACUAGAACAGAUAAAGCUUCUAAAGAGUGAAGUAAGACGGUUGGAGAGAAACCAAGAGCGAGAGAAGUCUGUGGCUAAUCUGGAAUAUUUAAAAAAUGUUUUGCUCCAGUUCAUAUUCUUGAAAUCCGGCAGUGAGAGAGUGAGACUUCUUCCUGUUAUUAAUACCAUGUUGCAGCUCAGCCCUGAAGAAAAGAACAAGCUAACUACAAUUGCUCAUGGUGAAGAAGAAACUGCUUCCAGAUCUGCAGGCUGGAGUUCGUAUCUUCACAGUUGGUCAGGACUAAGAUAGCCAUUUAAUACUGCUGUAACAUUCCAUCCAUACACUCAAGAGAUAGAGACCUUUUUGGAAAAAGUGUCCUUUGUACUAUCCCAGUGUUUCCUAGAGUUGAUCAUUUCCUGUUGAGAGGCAGAAGAAAACAAAACAAGGAGCAUUCAAUAGAAGUUAAAAUUUCUUAGAUGCUGGAAUCUUUAAAUGCAGGUUUAGAGAACAAACAGAGCAUCUUUUGCUUAAAAUGACCACAUUCGUGGCAGUACUCACUGUUGUCAACCUUGUGAAAUGACAAAAUCAAAAAUCAUAGUGGUAUGUGCCUUACAAUUGUGGUGACAGAAAAAUCAACAAAAUAUUUUGAAGCAAGAAUUCAGCAUUAUAUAAACUUGCUUUUUUGUAAACAUAAUGACAAGUAGUAUCCCUAUGAAAAUGUCAGCUUGUGUGUGUUUUUUUCAGUGAUCAGUAUUGAUCAUCUCUUUCUUUUUGCCACUGGAUAACCUCAGAAUGCUAGAAUGUCUAGAAUGUUUCAUGUAUCGUAUGAGCUGGGUUUGACUUUCCGCCCUGGAUUCCUAGUGAUCUGUGUAAUUUUUGCUUGUUUAAUGUAUGUGUUGGAUCACAUCCAGGGGGCUGCAUUGCAGGAGUGGUAAUCACCUUUCCUGUUAACAAUUAGAAUCUAAAGUUAAAAAUUUGAAGUAGUGUGCCAACAGCGCAAUGUACAUAUCAAACACUCGUUCAGGCAUCAGACCAAAGUCCUUGGCCCCUAUAAAACUUUGAAGCAGGGCAGUUUAAGCCAGUGUCCUUUUACAUUUUUAAAAUCAGGAGAUUUCUUGUAAAUCUGAAAGCUGCCACUGUUUAUUUUUUACACUGUGAUUACAAGUAAAUUCUUCAGUACAAGUACCUUCUUACAUCAGGUGUAUCGGGUCUUACUUGGCAAGUGCCAUAUAUUAGAGUGGUUUGGAAACUGUAUCUGGAACAGUAUGUUAGGGGCUUGUCAUAUCAGCAGUAAGAAAAUAAUGCUUCAUACAUUAGAUAACUGCAGCAUUCAUUGUGUUUCACUUUUGCAGUAGUAAUUUCUUGGGAAUUCUGCUGUGGAAGCCUUUGGCAAGCCCAAAUGCUAGAGAUUUGUUCCCAUCUUCCUGGCCCAACGGACACCAUCCCCUCUGAUGUCAGGAUAGGGGAGUACAAGAGUCAUCGGCUCCUGAGAUUUUCUUAGUUCUUGCUUACCAUUGGCAUCUGCUACAACCUUUGUUGGGUGGUUCGAACCCAGAGGUAGAGAGUACUCCACUAGGGAAAUUUUUUUUCUUACAACUUUGUUUAUAUUGCUGUUAGAUGUCAGUGUGAAAGACUAAAUUUUACUUAGAGUGUGGAAAAGAAGUCCCUUAUAGAGGCUUCCACAUUCUGUGUCCAAGACCCAGAAGACCUAGUUUGGGAGCAGCCUUCUAAUGUUUGUCCAGAGCACAACGUGCCCAACUGUCCCAAGUGCGCUCAUUUUAAUUCUAGGACUAUAAAGCAGUCACUUGAAAAGUUUCAAGGAAAAGAGAAAGAGCAUCAGUGGUCCAUGUGCACAAUAACAUCCUCUGAUUAUGCUUAGUCAGACUUCUCAGAAAGAAGGAUAAUAAGAUAAUUGCUCAAGUUGGUUAGAGUGCUGGACAAUAGCAGAUAGUCCACCAGGAUUCCUUGUUAAAGGGGGAGAAACACAUUCACAGUCCACCAAUGACAGAGGGCACAGCUGAGGUCUCUAGUGAGACCAUUCUGGAGUCUACCUUGCCUUUGGCCCCUUCGACGACCAUGCAAGGCAAAGGACUUAUGGUGUCAGAUCUGUCCAAAUUGGCUUGGCAGGCUUUGGCUUCUGACUUCCAUACUAGACCUAAGAUGGACAGAAUCUCCCCGUACCAGAAAGGAAUCAUCAGCACACCGGACACAGGCUGUGGCUGCCCAUCUGUGACCUAGGCCAGCAACAACAAAUGCCAUGCCUAUGACCAGACCCAAGGCAAAACAUAAGAAGGCUGCCCCUAGACUAGGCCUUCUGUGUCUCUGUCACUUCAGGCUUUACCUGCAAGACCUGAUCAGGUUAGCUGAGGAUCUCAUAUGAGAUGCAGGCAGUUGAACCCUGGCAGGACCCCUGCAGAAAGGAAAAGGGACCUUUCUUCCCAGGAGUCUCAAAUUCCUAUGAUUCUGAUGAAGAUGAAUUAGCUUAUGUGUACCAGUUUACCUUAGGUCAAAUUCCAACUCUGGGUCAGAUGAAAACAUUGCCUCAACAAAAUGAGGGAAUCUUUCAGUUGGAAUGAUCGGGAUUACCCCAAUCUAUGAAAAAGACUAAGAGAAUUUCUUAAUCUUCUUGAGCAUAAUUCUCAGGCUAUUCCACCAGUUCUAGAGGUUAUGGAUAAUGUCAUUUAAGACACUUCCUUGCAGCUUGACUCCUGGUCCUGGGAACCCUGGCCAUUUUUUAGGGUUCUGAACUGUCAGAAGCACCUUUUUAAGAACCUUGUGUGAGAUCCUGAGUUGGCCCCCUCAGGACGCAAGGGAGCUAAAGGCAGCGCAUCUGUAUUACAUAAUCAUACUUUUAAAAGUUCAAACGUCAUAUGGUCGACACCAUAUGAUUUAACUUUCAAAAGUUCGAAAAUGUAAUAAAAAAAAGAAAGUAAACCAAAGGA
Protopterus annectens (West African lungfish) is the source of this 8423-nucleotide messenger RNA. RefSeq names its product GRIP and coiled-coil domain containing 2 (gene GCC2). The transcript is spliced from 23 exons. Gene Ontology annotation, biological process: late endosome to Golgi transport. Bases 169 to 5790 code for a protein of 1873 amino acids. Gene Ontology annotation, cellular component: Golgi apparatus. NCBI's taxonomy places the organism in Eukaryota, Metazoa, Chordata, Ceratodontiformes, Protopteridae. The record is from RefSeq and is a predicted model, not a curated record.